UUCAUCAAGAUGGAGGAUCACCGGCCUUGUAUGUCACCAGUUAAGGAAGAGAUAAGAACACCGGAGAGAUGUCCCAGUCCUCUCCUUCCACAGGAUAAUUCAGCAGAACAUCACUAUGUCCUACAGUAUGGUCAGGUAGAUGGAGAUAAGGUCAUCAAGAUGGAGGAUCACCGGCCUUGUACGUCACCAGUAAAGAAAGAGAUAAGAACACCGGAGAGAUGUCCCAGUCCUCUUCUUCUACAGGAUGGUUCAGAAGAACAUCACUAUGUCCUACAGUAUGGUUCAGAAGAACAUCACAAUGUCCCACAGGAUGAUCAGGUAGAUGAAUAUAAGGGCAUCAUGAUGGAGGAUCCCUGGCCCCUCAUAUCACCAGUAAAGGAAGAGAUAAGAACACCGGAGAGAUGGACUUCAGGUGAAAGCCAAAGGGAUGGCAGAAGUAUUCUGGCCGCAGCCAGUAAAAUGGAGAAGAGAGAUGCUUUGUGUGAGUUAACUCCUCCAACUCCAAGACUUUCCACCAUAUUUUAUGCAUCAUUCGUAGCAGUGAAUAUUGAGUACCAUGAGAAUGAAACGAACCAUCCUCCAGAGCCGACACUAAACACGAACGAUGUACACCAUCUAGUGGAUGCAAAACAUACUCUGCUUCUGCCGCCUCCACCUCCAUAA
This is a messenger RNA of Bufo gargarizans (Asiatic toad), 663 nucleotides long. RefSeq lists its product as uncharacterized. The transcript is spliced from 7 exons. Lineage: Eukaryota; Metazoa; Chordata; Amphibia; Anura; Bufonidae. Bases 10 to 663 code for a protein of 217 amino acids. The record is from RefSeq and is a predicted model, not a curated record.